Echinops telfairi (small Madagascar hedgehog) is the source of this 1861-nucleotide messenger RNA. It is a transcript of the gene BAIAP2, whose product is annotated as BAR/IMD domain containing adaptor protein 2. Gene Ontology annotation, biological process: actin crosslink formation; plasma membrane organization; actin filament bundle assembly. NCBI's taxonomy places the organism in Eukaryota, Metazoa, Chordata, Mammalia, Afrosoricida, Tenrecidae. Gene Ontology annotation, cellular component: nucleoplasm; cytosol. The transcript has 14 exons. The record is from RefSeq and is a predicted model, not a curated record. Gene Ontology annotation, molecular function: protein binding; cytoskeletal adaptor activity. Bases 25 to 1566 code for a protein of 513 amino acids.
GGCACAGCGGAGCAGGGGAGCAUCAUGGAGCAGUACAACCCCAGCCUGCGGAACUUCAUCGCCAUGGGGAAGAACUACGAGAAGGCCCUGGCAGGUGUGACGUACGCCGCCAAAGGCUACUUUGACGCCCUGGUGAAGAUGGGAGAGCUGGCCAGUGAGAGCCAAGGCUCCAAGGAGCUCGGAGACGUCCUGUUCCAGAUGGCUGAGGUCCACAGGCAGAUCCAGAGCCAGCUGGAGGAGACGCUGAAGUCCUUCCACAACGAGCUGCUCACACAGCUGGAACAGAAGGUGGAGCUGGACUCUCGGUACCUGAGUGCCGCGCUGAAGAAGUACCAGACGGAGCAGCGGAGCAGAGGGGAUGCGCUGGACAAGUGUCAGGGCGAGCUGAAGAAGCUGCGGAAAAAGAGCCAGGGCAGCAAGAAUCCGCAGAAGUACUCAGACAAGGAGCUGCAGUACAUUGACGCCAUCAGCAACAAGCAGGGCGAGCUGGAGAGCUACGUGUCCGACGGAUACAAGAUGGCUCUGACCGAGGAGCGCCGGCGCUUCUGCUUCCUGGUGGAGAAGCAGUGUGCCGUGGCCAAGCACUCGGCCGCCUACCACUCCAAGGGCAAGGAGCUGCUGGCCCAGAAGCUGCCGCUGUGGCAGCAGGCCUGCGCGGACCCCAACAAGAUCCCGGACCGCGCCGUGCAGCUGAUGCAGCAGCUGGCCAGCGGCAACGGCGCCAUCCUGCCGGGCACCCUGUCAACCUCCAAGUCCAACCUGGUCAUCUCGGACCCCAUCCCGGGGGCCAAGCCACUGCCCGUGCCCCCGGAGCUGGCCCCUUUCGUGGGGCGGAUGUCUGGCCAGGAUGGCGCGCCUGUUGUGAACGGUGUCUCGGGCCCGGACAGUGAGGACUACGACCCCUGGUCUGACCGCAAGGCCACCAAGUCCCUGUCCCCGCCGCAAACUCAGAGCAAGCUGAGUGACUCCUAUUCCAACACCCUGCCCGUGCGCAAGAGCGUGACCCCGAAGAACAGCUACGCCGCCACUGAGAACAAGACGCUGCCGCGCUCGAGCUCUAUGGCCGCCGGGCUGGAGCGCAACGGCCGCCUGCGGGUGAAGGCCAUCUUCUCCCACGCCGCCGGCGACAACAGCACCCUGCUCAGCUUCAAGGAGGGCGACCUCAUCACCCUGCUGGUGCCUGAGGCCCGUGAUGGCUGGCACUACGGCGAGAGUGAGAAGACCAAGAUGCGGGGCUGGUUCCCCUUCUCCUACACCCGGGUCCUGGACGGUGACGUCAACGAUAGGUUGCACAUGAGCCUGCAGCAGGGCAAGAGCAGCAGCACCGGCAACCUGCUGGACAAGGAUGACCUGGCCCUGCCGCCGCCGGACUACGGGACGUCCUCCCGCGCCUUCCCGACCCAGCCGGCCAGCACCUUCAAGCAGAGGCCCUACAGCGUGGCCGUGCCCGCCUUCCCCCAGGGUCUGGACGACUAUGGAGCGCGGUCUGUGAGCAGGAACCCCUUCGCCAACGUCCAGCUGAAGCCCACAGUGACCAGUGAUAGAUCUGCCCCCCUGCUCAGCUGAUGGCCAUGCCCUCAGGUGCUGCCCGCCCGCCCACUCGUGCCCACCAUGCACGUCCUGUGCGCACCAUGCCCGCCCCGCCGUGUGCUGCCUCGCUGUGGGCUGGGCUGGACCCCAGCUCUUCCAGGGAGCCGGCACCUUGGCUGUGGGGCGACAGAGCCGAGCAGGGGCUGGACCCCAGCAGAAAGCUGGCCUCCAGGCCAUGAGCAGGAGGCCGUCUGGCCAUUCCUGUCAGAAGAAAGCAGCUCCCCACCCUCCUGCUGUGGGGUCUUAGGGUGUCAAUAAAUCGUCUCCCUGA